AUGCCUUACGAUUGGAGCAGAUGUGCAAUCUGUCAAGAAGACAAGCCUGAAGCUUUGAAGUGUCCUUUGAGUGGACCCCAAUGGCUCGACUCUAAUGAGGUUUAUUCCACUUUUUUAACAAAUGUAGCUGAGUUUCGCUCAAUAGCAGCACUGCCUACACAUUUUCAACUUGAUGAAAACACGACCAUUCAAGAUUUAAUUUCAAAUAAAGCGAUAUGGCAUAAAUCUUGUCAUUUGAAAUUUAGCACCUCCAAGCUAAACAAAUUGAAAGUGCAAUGCAAUAAACGGAAACAACAAGGUUGUAAUUCGUCAAAGGAUACUCAUGAAUAUGAAACACAAACUCCAAAACGUAAAGUAGCCAAAAAGCAGCUUCUACAAAACUGUAUAUUUUGUGAAGGGAACACUGGUAAACUGCAUAGUUUUACCACACUGGAAUCCGACAAAAAUGUGAGAAAAAUUGCAACCACUUUGGGAGAUUUUGCUCUUUUAUCAAGGAUAGCAGGAGGAGACCUAGUCGCUAUUGAGGGAAAAUACCACAUGUCUUGUAUUACUACGUUCAGAAACAGAUAUAGGUCAUAUAUGUCGAAAACUGAUAACAGUUCUUACAGGGGUGAUGAAGAAAAAAUGAAGGAGUCUAGAGCAAUGUUAGAACUGCUUUCAUAUAUCAAUAGUGCAGUCGAUGAUGGGACGUUGGUGUUCACCCUAUCGGAACUUCAUUCUUUGUAUGUGAACAGACUGAAAGAUUUGGGUAUCGAAAAACAGGUGAACAAAACAAGGCUAAAAGCUGCUCUUUUAGAGAAACUUGAUGCCCAAGAACAGUACGAUGGGAAGAAUACAAUUUUUGUUUUUGAAGAAGGAAUGAGAAAUAUGCUUAAAGACGCGGUAUUAAAGAGAGAUUUCAUGGACGAUGCGUCUGUAAUGGCAAAGGCUGCUUCCAUUAUCCGACAGGACAUGUUUCGCCACAAAGAGCAAUUUAAAUUUUCUGGAAGUUUUACAUCAAAAUGCCAGGAAAAUUCUGUACCAGCUAGUUUAAAGUCACUUAUCGCUAUGAUAAUAAAUGGGACGAACCUUAAAGACCAAGAGAAACACGACUCGCAAUCAUGUUUAACAAUUAGUCAAACAAUUCUGUUUAAUUCCAAGAAAAAGGAGAAUAACUCAAAAUCUACUGUUCAAACGCGCCACGUGCGGGAACCUCCUAUCCCAUUGUAUAUCGGAUUGAAUAUUCAUACGACCACAAGAAGCAAAUCUCUCAUAACUAAGUUAUACCAAAUGGGACUCUGUGUGUCCUAUGAUAGAGUAUUACAGGUUGAAGAUUGGCUGGCCACAUCUGCCAGCGAGAGAUUCAAUGAAGAUGGCCUCGUUGUACCUGCCUGUCUGAAGGAUGGCAUUUUUUCUGUUGGCGCAUUGGAUAACAUAGACCAUAACCCUUCGUCGACAACAGCAACAUCAUCAUUCCACGGAACGGGAAUAUCUAUCUUUCAGUUCCCGUCAGAGGAGAAACCAGGACAGGAUAGACCAGAACUAACUAUACCACCCUCAGGUAACGAACGCCACUUUCUACCAGAUUCUUAUACCACAGUUCUUCCAGUAGAAAUGAAUGCCAACACCACAAUAAUCCCAGACCGUGUAGUAGAGCCAACAGAAAGUGUUGUCAACGUGGAGUUGGAACAAGAAAAUCGUUGGCUAGAGCAUGCAUUGACCAAAGUAAACCAACCAAGUGUGAACUCUGACGACACUUUGACCUGGUCAUCAUACCACUCGUCCAGAGACACCCUUCCCACGGUUUACCCGGCUGUUACCGCCCUUCUUCCCCUUUUUAACGAGAAGGCAGCUUCUCCAGCAAUGUUAAAACAUGGCAUGACUGUUUUAAAGGACGCAAUAACCUUCUUGAAUCCUGGACAGGUUCCUGUAAUUGCACUAGACCAGCCUCUAUUUGCACUAGCGAAACAGGUGCAAUGGAAAUGGCCCGAAACUCAUGGUGAAGAUAUGUACGUGGUCAUGUUUGGUGGCUUACAUAUCGAAAUGGCACUAUGGAACACUCUUGGGGAUUUACUUGAAUGUUCAGGGUGGACCACAGCUCUUGUGGAGGCUAACAUAGCUUCGAGUGGUACUGCAGAAUCCUUUCUCAAAGUUACACACCUCACACGAACCAGGUAUUUUUAAUGACUUUGUUCAAUUAGACAACAUACUUUCAAACUAACAUUGUGAUAUUUUUUUCAGACAUGCCCAUCAGACUACACUACUUGCUCUUCACAAUCUAAAGAAAGAAGCUUUCUUGGAAAGUGGUGAAACUAAUGAAAGCAUGCACACGUGGGAAGAGAGGAUGGUGGAAAGUAGUCCAACUUUCAUGUUUUGGAACAUGAUCAUCCGUUAUCAGACUCUGAUAUUGUUGUUUGUGAGAGCCCACAGAGAACGAAACUUCAAAUUGUAUGUCGACGUCUUGGAUAACCUGUUACCACUUUUCUUCGCCUUAGACCACAUCAAUUACGCCAGAUGGCUGCCAGUGCAUCUAAGAGAUAUGCGAUCACUGCCAGACACAAUCAAACGAGAGUUUGAGGAGAAUGGACACUGGGCUAUUUCUAAAACUAGUCACAAGUUUUCAACAAUGCCACUAGAUCAGGCUCACGAGCAGGAGAACAAAAUUGUGAAGAGUUCUGGUGGCGCAGUAGGCCUCACUGAGAAUCCUGUUGCUUUCAGGUAUGAUAGAGAAAAGAAUUAUUAUUACAUAUAAGUACUUAAUAAUGGCGUUGAAAAUUAAUUGUGAAUAUUAUUUAUAGACGGUGGAUGCUCUCUGGGCCACAGUUAUCAAGACUUGUGACGCAGUUUGAGGAGCAGUACUCACCAGAUCACGAGAAUCCCAACGCAUUUGUUCACCACGAAACAACUCACUCUGCACAGAAAACCUUUAGGCAGCAGGUUGUGAGUCUGACGGAUGUAUUCAAGAAAAUGGGCAAUCCAUUUCUGGAUGAUUUUCCAGAGUUGGUGGCUGCUGACAGUCGUGACUGCGCAGAUCCAUCUGUAGCCGAGUCAUUGCGCAACCUCGAGAAGACAGGAAAGCAACAGUACGAAGCAUUUGUAGAAGAUGUCCUUGUCAAACGUACCAAGUCCAUAAAUGACACAAUUAAGAAGAACAAACUUUCCUUGUUUAAGCAACCACGUAACAGCAACCCAUCGAAGCAAGGAAAACAAAUAGCUGCCCUGAAAAAUGAUGUUUCGAUUUUCUCACAAUUGUACAUAGCCCUGCAGACCCGACAAGGAGAUAUCAGAGAUUUUUUCUCACAUGAGGUUCAUAAAUACCCACCAUCUAUAUCUGAAUAUGGAAGACUCCGCCUACCUAGUUCCAAAUCCGAUCUACUUAAAUGCCUGCCACAAUCUGGGGAAGCUACUAUACCUAACCACUUCGACUGCAAGAUUUUAGAUGGAGCAAUGAUCGUACACAGCUUGCCUACAACAAAUGCUUCUACAUUUGAUAAUUAUGCAGAAGGUGUAUUCAUACCUUACAUCCUACGACAACUUAAUGAAUGCAAGAGAGUCGAUAUAGUAUGGGAUGACUACCGCCCUGAAAGUUUGAAGGAGUCAACGCGCGAGAAGAGAGGAAAAGGAAUUAGAAGAAAAGUUUCUGGUCAGACAAAACUCCCGCCAAAAUGGUCCGAGUUUCUUCGGGAUCCCAUAAAUAAGUCGGAGCUCUUUGCCUUCUUGACCUCCAAAGUCCAAACAUACGCCUGGCCUACUGAGUCUAUUGUUACUAUUACUUCGGGUAAUAAUAAGAACUAUAUCAUGACUACACUGUAUUCUUUAUUUUUGCCUAAACUUUGUAACAAUUGUGUUUUUAUUGGGGGUUUUUCAGGAUCAUCAGUUGUAUGCUUUGGCUCAAACAGUCCAAUGUCUGAAUGCAAUCAUGAAGAGGCCGAUUCCAGAAUCGUGGUCCACCUUCUACACGCUGUCAGUUCAGACAACGCUAAGUCCGUUCAAGUAAGGACAGUGGACACUGAUGUAAUAGUUAUCCUUAUCGGCAAAGUUCAUGAUAUCCUUGCAAGGUAUCCUGAAACAGAUAUCUGGGUAGCGUUUGGAAUGGGGCGACAUUUUUCACUUAAGCAUAUCAACAGCAUUUGCAACCAUCUUGGAGAAAGCAAAUCACGAUCGCUUCCAGUAUUUCACGCUUUAACUGGCUGCGAUACCACAUCUGGAUUUUUUGGAAAAAGCAAGCUGUCGGCAUGGAAUACAUGA
This is a messenger RNA of Paramuricea clavata, 4227 nucleotides long. NCBI's taxonomy places the organism in Eukaryota, Metazoa, Cnidaria, Anthozoa, Malacalcyonacea, Plexauridae. The record is from the annotation of a GenBank genome assembly.